Molecule: messenger RNA, 2240 nt
Organism: Polychytrium aggregatum
Lineage: Eukaryota; Fungi; Chytridiomycota; Chytridiomycetes; Polychytriales
Product: sulfate transporter family-domain-containing protein
Exons: 5
Coding region: 73-2136 (687 amino acids)
Biological process (GO): transmembrane transport
Cellular component (GO): membrane
Molecular function (GO): sulfate transmembrane transporter activity
Source: RefSeq, a predicted model, not a curated record
CGAAACUCAAAAGUCUCCGCCAGACCCGAUCGUGGUGUCUGUUGCUCAAUCCAUCCAUCGUCACCUGCUGCCAUGAAAUCCCACGAAGUGAUCGCCCCGCCGGGCUAUUCGCCCUCCAUCUUCGAUUCGCAGUACACCAUUCUUCGGUCGCAGCUGGCUCAGGGAACCCGGCAGCUCCCCGUGCGGGCACAGCGCUACCUCUUGGAUCUCUUCCCGGUCCGGACGUGGUUGCUGCGAUACAACUGGUCGUGGCUGUCGGGCGAUUUGAUCGCUGCCAUCACCGUCACGGGCGUCAUCAUUCCACAGGCCCUCGCCUAUGCCACGCUGGCAGGUCUGCCGGUCCAGUACGGGCUGUACACAGGUAUCGCCGGCCUGCUGUUCUACUUCCUCUUUGCGACGUCCAAAGACGUCACCAUCGGCGCCACGGCCGUCUUAUCCCAGCUUGUCGGCCAAGUCUUGGUGGCCUACAACCCGGACCAAAAAUACGAUCCGGUGAGCUUGGCGCUGCUGAUUGCCUUCUGCCAGGGCCUGAUCGAGCUGUGUCUUGGGCUGUUUCGGCUCGGCAUCAUCGUGGAUCUGCUGCCGUCGUCGGUGAUCUCGGGCUUCACGACCGGAGCCGGAGUAACGGUCAUCAUUGCCCAGCUACCAGGCCUCUUGGGCAUUACCGGAGUAGACACGAACGACCCAUCGUCCGCCAAGAUCCUGGUCAACACCUUCAAGAGCUUCCAUGGCCUGAAUUACGACUCGCUCUUUGGGUUGACGGCCCUGGUGUUUCUCUUCGCCAUCAAGUACGGCUGCCGCUACAUGGUCAAGCGCGGCUGGACCAGCAUGCGCUGGCUCGGUAUUUGUCGAAACCUGAUCUGCUUGGUGAUCUUCACGGGGGCGAGCUAUGCGGCCUACAAGGAUGUCCCCGGCGGCAAGUACCCGAUCAGCAUCGUCAAGACCGUGCCGUACGGCCUCCAAGGAUUUGUUGUGCCGACGCUGAACGACAGCGGCAUGUUCCUCUGCGCCCUCAGAGCCUCGGUGACCGUCGUGAUCGUGGCUGUGAUCGAGCACAUCGCCGUCGCCAAGUCAUACGGCCGCGUCAACAACUACAAGGUCAAUCCGAACCAGGAACUUGUUGCUCUUGGCUUUGUCAACAUCCUCGGCAGCUUCAUCGGCGGAUUCCCGGCGACCGGCUCGUUUUCGCGCACAGCCAUCAACUCGGCAUCUGGUGUCCGCACACCACUCGCCGGACUGCUGACAGCGGGACUUGUCGUGAUCUCGAUCUUCACCAUCACGCCUGCGUUCUUUUGGAUUCCAAAGGCAUCGCUGUCGGCGGUGAUUGUGGCUGCAAUCGCGGAUCUGUUUGCGCCAGUAGACACCAUUAAGCAGCUGUGGGACAUUCAUCUCUCCGACUUUUUUUCGUUUCUGGUCGCGCUACUCGUCACAAUCAUCUUCAACAUCGAGUCCGGCAUCGAAGUCUCGAUUGCGUUUGCCUUGGCCAUCUUGGUCUAUCGCAUAGCUCGGCCCAACAUCCAGCCGCUGGUGCAAUGCGGAGGCAAAUGGUACUCGCCGGACCAAUCGAUCGGCUGGGAGGUCUCGCAGCCUCCGCCAGGGGUUCUGGUUUUCCGUCCCGAAGAAUCGCUGACGUACCCCAACUCGGCUUUCAUCACCGAAAAAAUGCUCGAGGGCGUCAAGGAGAAGACCCGGUAUGGUGCCAAGGUUUCAACCAAGAGCAGCACUAGGAUUUGGAGCGAUACCACGGGGCUUGCGUCAUCUCAGUCCACGGACAGCCUUCCGAUCGUGCGUCAUCUGGUCAUCGACAUGUCGUCCGUCAACUUUGUGGAUGCCACGGGCGUACAGGCUCUGGCGGAUCUGCGCCGAGACCUUGACAACUAUGCGGGCCGGCCGGUCGAGAUUCAUUUCAGCCGAGUCAAGCCGUCGAUCGCUCGACCCAUCUUUUACUUUUUGCACAUCACCAACUGCAAGAAGCCGAUUGCAGCGGUUGGGACCCACAGCCUCGAGGCCGAACCAGAACCUACCCAGCCGGAGCAAAUCAACUCGUGCUUGCGAUUUUUCCAUGCCUCGGUCCAGCAUGCGAUCAGCGCGAUUGCUGGGGCUGAAGAAAUUCUGCAGUGCGUGGUAUCCGAGUAAGUGGUCAUCUGGUUGGCGAGUUGUCCUCCUGAUGAACGGGGGGACCUGAGCAAUGUUAUGUGGUGGAUACCAAGUGUAGUAGAAGGGCUGUUCCAAUAGAGGCC